Molecule: messenger RNA, 1722 nt
Organism: Penicillium daleae
Lineage: Eukaryota; Fungi; Ascomycota; Eurotiomycetes; Eurotiales; Aspergillaceae
Gene: clrD
Exons: 1
Coding region: 1-1722 (573 amino acids)
Cellular component (GO): nucleus
Molecular function (GO): histone methyltransferase activity; protein binding; zinc ion binding
Source: RefSeq, a predicted model, not a curated record
AUGGAAAUCAUUGCUAAUCUCCGGCUAUGUUUACAGCCUACUGAUCUCGCAACACAACUGAACGGGCUAUCGCCUCCUAUGAAGAAAGAAGCUGAUAGUAGCGCGGUCACUUUCGUGUCAACGCUAGCACACCGUGCGCAAUCUUUGAGCCCACAAAAGCAGAAGCAAAAAUCUUUGUUACAAGCGGGCUUCAAUCUCUCAACAGAUUCGGAUUCCUCGUCCUCGGCUUACCAGCAUAGCCCCUACCAUAGCGGCAGAGACAAGGAGCGCUCCUUUCGUGUCGUGUCUUCCGCUAUCCCUCAAAAGCGCAAGAGCCAAAGCGCUGAGGGAUCGGAUUUGAAUGACUCGUCCGACGAUGAUUCAUCCCAGCCAUUCAUCAUUCAGAAUGGUAUUGGUUCUUCAUCCAAACCCCAGAGUUUCAGCUCGUUUGAGAAGAAGCCCGCGAUUGUACCAAAAACCCCUAGUCCACAACCUCAAUUUCCACCCCCAGACUCUGUCAGCGUUGUGAUCCCGUCUCCCUCAGCUGCCCAGAGGAGGCAGAUGCAACCUGAAUACAAGGGCAUCUGCGAGCGAUACUUCCCGACUGGCCAAGAAGAGAGACUCAAGGCCCAGCACCGGGCGUACCCGAUCACCACAUCCAAUGGUCCCAAGGUCAACAAGAAGGUCGUUCCUUUUACCGUGACGAAGCCGACUGAGAAGGAGAUCGGGCUUAAGAAGCCAGGGAACUCCCUCCUUUUACAGAGAAGCGGCAUUCCUUCUCACGCGUCUGCCUCCAGCCCAGCCACCACAGAACCAAUCACCCAGGCUUCCAUUGCAAGAUUUCUUCGCAGGAAGCUCCGCAAGAAGCUAAAGCGAACUUGUGGCGGUCCAGACACUGUAUUCGAUAUUGACGACGAAAGGCUCGCGGACUUGUCUGCAAACUUUUUCUUCGUCAGCGAGUAUCGUCUCGGCCCCGGUGUGUCACCCGUUGGCGAUGAUUUUCUUGCCGGCUGCGACUGCGGCACGACGUGUGAUCCAAGAACGUGCACCUGUCUGAUCGAUGAGGAGGAUUCGAAUGAGUUGAUCGUAGCAUAUGAACGGUUAGAAUCCGGCAAAGUCGUCCUUCGAAAGGACUUUUUGGAUCGCAAGGCCAUGAUCUCCGAGUGCAGCUCCCGGUGUCUGUGUGCGAAGAGCGAUUGCUGGAACCAUGUUAUCCAGCGCGGUCGUCAGGUCCGCCUGGAGGUCUUUGAUACCGGCGAGCGUGGCCUCGGCCUGCGAUGCCUGGAGCCUGUCAUCAUGGGCCAAUUCAUCGAUUGCUACUUCGGCGAGGUCAUUACGAAGAAAGACGCCGAUGCUCGCGAGUCCGCGAAUGAGAAUCAGCCCUCGUACCUCUUCAGCUUGGACUGGCUGAUCGGCAAUGGUGAUCAUACCUAUGAGGAUAGCUAUGUCGUCGACGGACAGAAGUUCGGCGCAGCUACGAGAUUUAUCAAUCACUCUUGCAACCCUAAUUGCAAGAUUAUCCCCGUUUCGAUCAAUCGUCUUACAGACCAGCGACUGUACUACCUCGCCUUCUUUGCAAUUCGCGAUAUCCCCGCCAAUACCGAGCUGACAUUUGAUUACCACCCGAACUGGGAUGGAUCCAAGCAAGUCGACCCCAAUGCGGUGAAAUGUCUCUGUGGCGAGAAGGACUGCCGAGGCCAACUGUGGCCUAAUACUCGCAAGAAAGGCAACAACUACGAAUGA